AUGAUGCGAUUCUACACCAUUGGUGCACGUUUGACGCAUGAGAGCCAGCGCCCGCCCGCCCGGUGGGACACAGACAAACCUGCAACAUUAUCCACGGUGCCCCCCCUGGUCUGCACACUCUCCUGCCACCUGCCUCACAACUCACUCUGCCCCAAACCUCUCGUUCUGUUGUUCUGCACACUGCACUCUUCUCGGCGGAAAACAACGGAGUGGAAGUUUGCUUCGUUGAGGCAGCAGCAGUCCGGAGACCGGAGACUCUCCAAACAUUUCAUAGAAAGUAUGCCUCGCUUCGUGGUAACGGGAGCCAACAAAGGCAUUGGCUUGGAGAUCGUUAAGGCUCUCCUCAAAACCAACAAGAACGCCUUCGUGUUCCUCGGUAGCCGGGACGCCGCACGUGGCCAAAACGCCGUGCAGUCACUCCUCGAGCAGAAUUCCGAGUCGUACUCCGGGCGAGUCGAGGCCCUCCAGAUCGAUGUGUCCGACCCAAGCUCUGUCUUGCAGGCGUCGGAAACCGUUCGCGCACGCCUCCAAAGUGGUGGCGGCGGCGGCAGCGACGGGACUGGGGCGCCGUCACCGGCGUACUUGGACGCCCUCAUCAAUAAUGCCGGGAUGAUACCCGAAGACGCAUCUUCCCCGACCGGAUUCGCGUCGUGCAUCGACGUGAACUUCCGCGGCGUGGUUCGUACGACGGAGGCAUUCCUCCCGCUCCUGAAGCCAUCGAAGGGGCGGGUCGCCAUCACCUCUAGCUCGUCGGGACCGUCGUUCGUGGCCAAGUGCAGCCCCGAGCGCCAGGCCCUCAUGACCGACCCCGAUGUCACGCACGCACAGAUCACCGCGCUUGUUGACGAGUGCUUGGCCAUUGCGUCUGCCGACGGCAGCCUGGAGGAAAAGUUCGCCGCCGUUGGCCUGUCCGGAAUGGAUGGGAAAAUGGGUGUGUACGGGCUCUCGAAGGCGUUGGUCAACAUGUACACCAUUCAACUGGCACGGGAGCACCCGACGCUCAUCGUCAACGCGUGCACUCCGGGCUUUAUCAAGACUGAUAUGACCGCUCCUUUCGAGAAAACCAUGGGCAAAUCCCUCGAUGAGAUGGGCGCCAAGACUCCCGCAGAGGGCGCGAAAGUUGUCGUACAUUUGGCGACGGGCGAGGUUCCCAGUAGCGGGUGGUACUUCGGCAGCGACCUCCAGCGGUCACCGCUCGGUCGCUACAGAAGCCCCGGUGACCCCGCCUACGACGGAAAGUAGAUAUCCCGCAGAGUUCGCGAAGUCUGUCGGGCGUCAACUACUGGUAGAGGCGAGGUUGUGUUUUCGCGAGCAUUGGCGUCGUUUUGUGGUUGCCUGGCUCUGUGUCUAUUGGUUGUGGCUUUCGUGAAGACUUUACAAGCCAGGACAGCGGCUGGUGUGCUAGCGGGCCGAUCAAUGCCACCAGGGUUGAGGUAUGUGCUGCGAUGGUGGCCGAUUCCAUCGUCUUCGAGUUGUUGGUUCUUGUGUCUACGAACAAACAAACACCUAAUGUCGUGGGGUUGCGAGGAAUCUCGAGCUACAGCAGUUUUGCCGGAGACAACAGAAGUACAUGUCACGCGUUGGGCAUUGUCCGAAGUUUUACGGCCGCAUGUGUAGCUUCUUUAUUUUCUGUAAAGUUGUGCUUAGUCGAUCAAUGACAAUGGUUGCUGAGUAGAAAGCAAACAAUGAUUUGUUUUUCGGUUGGUAUAUGUCGAUGCAUUCGGAAGUUGUUCAUCGUGUCCUGUAGCUAUGGUGGGGAAAAAAAAAAAAGGCCCCUUUGGAUCGCGGUGGAAUAGCUACGUAUCGUGUUCUCCAUGGGUGUUCGACUCUGUCCCUCCCUGUAGUUUUAUUGUAUUGCGCGCGAUCUCUUGAUUGUUCCCCUUAAUUCCAAACACGUAGCCAUGUAUUUAGUUUUUCACCGUGGGGGACGUCGUGAAUCGUGUACGCCUGUAUCUGACCUCUAUCUGGCCUGGCAUGCAUGCCUUUCUUCCACUCUCGCAGAUGUGAGGCAGUCUUGAACUUGAUGUUUGACAUAUACAUUUUGGUUCUCUUGUGAAUAUUGUCGGCAACAAAAUGAAGAGGGUCCGGCAUGUCCACUGAUCGUUACC
Molecule: messenger RNA, 2108 nt
Organism: Ectocarpus sp. CCAP 1310/34
Lineage: Eukaryota; Phaeophyceae; Ectocarpales; Ectocarpaceae
Source: the annotation of a GenBank genome assembly